AGAAUCUCCGGCUCAAGUUGCUGUAUCUGGCAGUCAUGGGGCUCGCUUAGGUGAGUGAGCGCGUGGUCAUGCACGCCGUGCUGGUGUCCGUUUACCUUCUGCUUGUCACCCCCAUCACACUAACUUGGUGGGCCGCUGGGAGUCAAUUGGUCAUGGAUCCGCGCACAAUUUGCAAAAAAACCAAACGUCUAAGGGGUAAAAUGGCUGAGAUUUGCAGCAAACAAGCAUUAGUGGAUCAAAUAAGGCUCGGGGUCGAAUUGGGACAAAGAGAAUGUCAGUAUCAGUUUAGGUUUAGAAGAUGGAAUUGCACAUCUUCGAGAAAAAGUAUCAGAAAAGUGCUCUUGCGAGAUACCAGAGAGACGGGCUUUGUCAAUGCCGUGUUAGCAGCCGGUGUGACCUACCAGGUAACAAGGGCAUGCACCACAGGGGAACUCCUUGGAUGCUCCUGCGACAGAAAAAUGAAGAGCAAAAAAAAUAAAAAGAGACUGAAAAUGGCAUCGAUGCCGGAGGGUGACUGGGAAUGGGAGGCUUGCGGGGGCGAAAACAUCGAUUUUGGAUUAAAAAAAUCCAAAGACUUUCUAGACACGCGAUACAAAAAACGAAGUGAUAUGAAAACUUUAGUCAAGCUACAUAACUACGUUGCCGGCAGAAUGGCAAUCAAAAAUCAUAUGAGAACAGAAUGCAAGUGUCAUGGUCUUUCGGGGUCAUGCACUCUGAGAACAUGCUGGCGCAAGAUGCCCCCCUUCAGGGAGGUGGGAAAUCGGCUCAAGGAGCGGUUCGAUGGCGCUGUUAAAGUGAUUGCAGGCAAUGACGGCCAAAGUUUCAUGCCUGAAGACUCCUCCAUCAAGCCUCCGGGCAAAACGGGCUUGGUGUAUUCGGAGGAAUCGCCACAUUUUUGUUUACCAAACAACACUUUGGGCUCUUUUGGGACGCAAGGACGCACCUGUGUUGAGACUUCACCCGGUGAAGAAGGCUGCAGCAUACUCUGCUGCGGAAGAGGCUCCAAAAGUCAUGACGAAACCGAAGAAAAGAAUUGCAAGUGCAAGUUUUUGUGGUGCUGUGAAGUUAAAUGUGAAAAAUGCAACGAGACGCGUACGAUUAGUACUUGUUUGUGAUUUUAUUUCAUAGUGUUUAUUGACUAUUAUUAAUUUUUAUCUAGCUGUAUAUACCAAUUUGUUACUAAUUGUUGUACACACUUUUAUACAGAAUAACACGGCUAUACUAAACGAGCAAAAUUGUAAACGCGUGUUACUAAUAAAAUUAUUGAACAUUG
Tribolium madens (black flour beetle) is the source of this 1273-nucleotide messenger RNA. RefSeq names its product protein Wnt-6 (gene Wnt6). NCBI's taxonomy places the organism in Eukaryota, Metazoa, Arthropoda, Insecta, Coleoptera, Tenebrionidae. The coding region runs from base 69 to 1115 and encodes 348 amino acids. The transcript has 4 exons. The record is from RefSeq and is a predicted model, not a curated record. Gene Ontology annotation, molecular function: frizzled binding; cytokine activity. Gene Ontology annotation, biological process: cell fate commitment; neuron differentiation; canonical Wnt signaling pathway. Gene Ontology annotation, cellular component: extracellular region.